This is a messenger RNA of Dendrobium catenatum, 1201 nucleotides long. RefSeq lists its product as uncharacterized. The transcript has 3 exons. Lineage: Eukaryota; Viridiplantae; Streptophyta; Magnoliopsida; Asparagales; Orchidaceae. The record is from RefSeq and is a predicted model, not a curated record. The coding region runs from base 43 to 981 and encodes 312 amino acids.
CAAGGUUGUAGUCCGAGGAUAUUGGGGUGGAGAAGAAACAGCAUGGAUGGGAUCUUAGAUCAAUUCAGGCUUUUGCGUUCCUCUGAUAUAAGGUGUGGACUAUCUCCUCUGGAAUCCGAGCGCCAUCUUCUUGACAGCUCCAUGCUACUCCCUUGUGACAAACAAGAAGGCCAAGAAUCCUCAACAAAAUUUCAUGAAAAGGAUGAUCUUGCUGCUCGGGAAUGUCGGAUGCAACCAAGCACUUUCAACAAUGAUCAUACAGGAGACGCCAAGCAUCCAAUAUCAAGCAAGGAUCGAGAAGAACUAGAAUUACUGCGUCAUAUUAGUGCAGAACAGGACAAGAGGAUUCUGAGGUUGGAGGAAGAAUUCCGUAGACUUAAAGCACAAGGAGAAUCUCAUCUGCUAUCAAUAGAUUUAGGUAAAGAUGAAGUUAAGCCAUUUGAUGAUAAUUAUAGAACUAUACACAAGCAGGCUAGCAGGAGCAACCAACAUGUAGAGCUGCGUGAUACUGAAUUUUCUGCCCAGAACAUCUUGUAUGUGCAAGAAGAACUUGGUGCUGCUUCUGUAUUUUCGGAUGGCAAUUGCUCCAAUGAAAAAACAAUGAAGAAAAUAGUUGCAAGGCGUUCAUUCAAUAGUUCUAUUCAAACCAAGCGUAAAGAACUAGGUUCUUCUUACUCUGGGCUCAGUGCAGGAGGUAAGCUUGAAGUGAGCAAAAGCAUGAAAGCUCAAGCAGCGAAGUCACCUCAAAGGAUGGCGCCACUUUCAGAAGGAGAGCAUGCCUCCAUUGAGAAGGAAGUGAAGAAAACGGUGGAGCAUCAGCCAUCGAACCGACUGUCUUCUCCUUUCAUUCGAGACAAGCAGAAAGAAUCAGCUAAAGAUCAAUCUGGAACCAGUGCAAGAAGUAAGCCUAUUGCGAACCGUAGCAAGACAACUCUCAGGAGUGGAAUCACCUCCCGCGGCAGUGCCCAUGAAGAUCCUUGAGCACUUGAGAUGCUUUUUCCUGAAAAUUUUGGUUGUUUUGUUAACUGUGAUAUUAUGAUUGGUGUAGAAGCUAAGGAUCUUGAAUGCGGCAAGAAGAUGAGAGACGUAGGAGAAGAGCUAGGCCAGGAAACAAAAACUAAAAUCUUAUUCAUUACAACAGUAGAGUACAAGCUAUAUAUAGACAAGAGUAGGGCUACUAUCAUGUAUACAAGUAUACUUA